GCAGCAAUUCAAUUGUUGAGGUUUUAAAAUAGUGGAUCUUUCAAAAUAAAACACGGUUCAGAAACCGAGCUGUGAGCUGCUCCCCCCCAUCUGUCUCCCCUCCCUCCAUCUGUCUGUCUCCCAUCCUCCGUCUGUCUCUCCUCCCUCCUCCGUCACUGCCCCCCCCUCCUCCGGCUCCUCCCGAGUCAUCGUGCCCGAGCAGCCGCUCUCCUCUGCGGGCUUGACGAGCUCCUGCUCCGGUUGGUGAAACCGACGACGACCGUGAAAAUGACCCAAGUGGCUCCGAGCUGCGCCGACAUGACAGCGCUGGCCCCGCCUCCCACGCUGCAGCUCGCCAAUAGGCCAGUUUCACCUUCCCGAUCGCCAUCCAAUCACAGCAGCCCCCCAGACGCCCGGCCGCCGUUAAACAAAGAGAGAGAGAAGACACAAGAGCUGACGGAGGUGCUGCGUGAUAAGGAGCGCCGGGUGCAGCAGCAGCUGGAUCGCAGUGCCGUGGAGCGAGGGAGGAAGAUGGAGGUGCAGAGGAGGAAGGAGCAGCAGCGCAGGGCAGCAGCUGAGGGGAAGAGACGGCAGAAGCAAGAGGCAGAAAAGGAGAGGCUGGAGGCCCUGGUCCGCCGGAGAGCUGGGGGAGCCGAGACAAGAGGAGGAGGAGGAGGAGGAGGAGGAGGCGGAGGAGGAGGAGGAGGAGGGGAUGCUCAGGACCACCUGGAGAACAGGCCUAAACGCUGGACGUGGGGAGGACCGCCGGAUGGAGUAGAGGGUAACCCUAAGACCCCGCCCUGCCAUGCCAUUGGCUCUGCUCAGCCCAAUGAGCUUCCCGCCGCUCCCAGUGCCAGCCAAUCCCGUAACGUCGUUGAUUUCCUGUGUCCACCCACAAUGGAUCCACCGAUGAACAAACAGCUCUCCAGCUCCUCAGCCGCCCUCCACUCACCGGAGAGAGUGUCUUUUGUGUCCCAUCGAACAGCUUCCCCCAACAACCACAGACCGUACAGAAGUUCCUCCAACCGCAGGAGCAUCGCUGGAUUCUCUGAAGAGACGUCCAGAGCCAAAACACCCACGGGUGAGACGCCGAACACACCGGUCCGCAGUUCUUCCUUCAGGGCCAACAGUAAAGGCCCGGCUACACCAAAACGGGUGAGAUCGAACAGGAGCCGCGCUCAGUCGCCCUGCUCUCCUGGACAGUUCCCGCCCUCUCCGCUCAGACAGAGAGCCACCACCCCCGGCACUGACGACAGGGGUCACUCUGAGGUCAAAGGUCACAGCACCCUGGAGAGGAAAUCAACCAAAUCUGAAACCUCAGAGAAGAGGAUCCCCAAAUCCACCAGCAGAGAACUGAACGCAGAGUCUCCAGGUACACCCACGGGCCGGAGUGUUGGUGGGACGACAGACGCUGAGGAGGCGUCCAGGCUGCUGGCAGAGAGACGACGUCUGGCCCGAAUACAGAAGGAGCAGGAGGAGAGACAACGGCUGGAGGACGAGAGGCUGCGGGCGGAGGAGGAGCAGAGGAGGCAGCAGGAGGCCAAGGAGCGACAGGAGAGAGCGUUGCGUCAGGCCGAGGAGGAGAGAGUGAGGAGGGAGGAGGAGAAGAGGAGCAAGGAGGAGGAGGAGAGACGACAGAAGGAGCAGAGAUGGAAGGACAUGCAGGAUCAGCUGGACAGAGAGAGGGAGGAGGCGUUCCUGCGAGCCCAGAAAGAGGCCGAGAGGAAGCGACAGGAGCGAGAGCUGCUGCACAUCCAGGAGGAGCAGGAGCGCCUGCAGAGGAAGAAGAGAAUUGAGGAAAUAAUGAAAAGAACAAGGAAGAGUGAAGUGGAGCCUCCCUCCGGUUCCUCAGGAUGUGACAUGAGAGCCGAGGCUGCAGCCGCUCUGGAGGAAGACGCCCCGACUCCGGCUGAGGCCCCCGUCAUCACGCUGGGGCCCCUGGAGAAUAAGAGCUUUGUGGACGAGUUGUCUGACGGAGUCCAGUCAAUGGACGUCAGUUCUCCAUCUGUCUCCAUCAGCCCCGUGUCCAGGGAGGAGCAGGUGAGCGCUCAGGAGUUCUCGCCCGUCACCGAGGGGACAGAGGGCUGCCCCCUGGAGCACCUGAUGGACCUGGACCCCCAGGGGCGAGCGCAUGGUGCCCAAACGCCCCCCUACCCAAAGCUGCAGGCCGGCAGCGGGGUCGGAGACCUCAACAAGAACCUGCUGAUUCAAGCGUACAGCGCCGCCUCUGAAUCCACCCAGCUCAUCCACAGCAUCGGCCCGAGCAAACUGGACGUCCAGUAGUCGGGGCCUUUUCAGCAGCCGACAGGAGCCAGAAGCAACCAAGAGACCGUCACCUCCGUCUGCAACUACAACAAUCAUCACAUCACAAGCAACAGCAGCUGAUGUCUCAUCUGUAUUAUCAACCGCGCUCAUUACUGCUCAGCUUUCAGCCACAUGUUCGCAGUGACUCUUAGAAACACAACAGAGUUUGACUGAAUCGUGCAAAUGAUGUGAAGUAUAUUUAAGACUGUGCGACCAAAAAGAAGCAGAUGUCCAUUUGAGAAGGGGAAUUUUAGGAAAGUAAAAUGACUAUUAUUUAUCUGAACUUAAACUUUGUUCGUUUCCUAAGAUUUAGAAGCGUAACUUGUAAAGUCUUCACACAUUAACCCUGUUUUCAUUAACAGAUUGAACAUGUUUUUACAUGUAAGGUGUCUCACAAAAGUUCCUGCCGUGGGAUUUUGAUCCGUGGACGAGCUGUUAGUUCCGUCCUGUCCUCUGAGUGUGAACAGGACAUCUGCUCUACACCCGACCCAGUUAAAACCAAUAUUGCCCAGAUGCGUUGCCUCUAACCAUCACUCGAGUAUCAUUUGCUUUAAUCUCCCUGCUUUUGUAAAAACUCUGUAAAUAGAUGUGUGUGGGUGGUGGAGUCCGUCAUCGUAGGAACAGGGAGCGGCUCUGUUCCUCCGGAGCUGUAAAACAGACGCUGUUGUGUAAAUCCUGUGUAGCAUCUUCAGUGAGGACUAGUUAGUGAAGCUGUGGUUGUAGCUGUGUGGGAGUGUCUCCUCCUCUCAGUGUUUCUGAUGGAUCCCGUGUGUUUAUCUCACCUGCUCUUCUGCCGACAGCGACUCCUGCUUCUAUGAAACCCAGUGUGUCCUCUGUAGAGUCGUCCCGAUGCUGGAGAAAACCACCAAGAGCUGAUAUUAUAACCCUGCUGUCGCCCAGUAACAUGUAGAGCCUGUAGCUUCGGUUUCUCUGCUGCUCGUCACUUAACUGAUGGACGUUUUGUGGAGAAGAAGACGAGGAGGGAAAAGGGAAAACAAUGUCUCGUAUUUUUAUUUGCAGAUCAGGAAAAUAUUGACACAGUGUGUUGUGUGUUCGUCCGGCACUGACUGUAACCACGCAAGCUGCGUUUUAUAGUGUGCACUUACCGGUAGUUGUGUGUUUCACUGCUCGCAAGAAGAUUACACCUCCGCCUCCGCUCAUCCCCCAAACUAAAGUAUACCUCACAGAUUCACAAUAGACUGGUGUGUUAAAGCAGCGUUCACGCUCAGCUCGUCACCUCCGAGGCCUUAAACGUCCUCUGUGCUUCACCCUCAGGAUCUGUCUCAUCCAGCAUGUGCACUUUCACUGUUUUAAAGGCCAGAAAAGAUCCAGAAACUAGAGACACAACAAUGUGAUAGGAAGGUUGGAUUCCAGGCAGAGGCCCUCAGGGGCCCCAGAAGUGUGGACGAUCAGGGCUGUAACCGGGAUUUUAGAUAUACUUGGGUAAUAAGUCUACAUCCCCCCCUAAACUCACACCAAGUUUAGAGUAUUUAACCUAAAUCACAUUCUCUUCAUUCAUUUCAGUCUGUUUCAAAAAACAUUCCUUCAGUUCUAAAUGUCAUUGAUUGAGUUUAUUUGGCCUAAAUCUGUUUCAAAAUAUUAGAAUCAGCCUUAAACAUGCAACAUGUUCAGUAUGUGUGUAAAUGUAGAAUGUAAACUCCUUCCCCCAAAAAUACUGAGGAUUUCCUCUGUGUCCUCACCUCCUUUGUUUGAAUUUAUAUAUAUCGUACUCAUUCGUUUCAUAAUCCCGUAUGUGAAUGUGUAAAGAAAGAUGGUGGUGGUGGAAGUAUGAUCAUCUGUUUGGGAGCCAGACCUUUUUCAGGGCGAGGAACCAAAGUUGGAUCCAAGUGCAAAGAGAGUUUCCGUAAAAAGCUUCUUGACGUGGAAAAGGGUCUCAGCUCCUGCACCAUUGAAGAAACAAAAGUGUUUCCUCGUCACUGCUGCAACCUUCAGCUCGUUGUUUUACGUUUUCACGCUCCUGUCCCCCGGCCCCUGUCGGCAUCUCCACGUCCUCCGGAUUCUGCUGAAACUCAUUGUAAGAGGGUCUCCUGGGUCCCCUUGUAUAAGACUUAAAAAAUAAAGGACAUAAUGUUUAUCCUCAUAUAACUUAAACCCUGUGACACUGCAGCUUGGUGGAAUAUAUCAUUGUAGACGUGGUGCAUGGAUAACUGCUGAAAAAGAACAAUAAACUUCAUCAAGCCA
Molecule: messenger RNA, 4485 nt
Organism: Hippoglossus stenolepis (Pacific halibut)
Lineage: Eukaryota; Metazoa; Chordata; Actinopteri; Pleuronectiformes; Pleuronectidae
Gene: map7d2b
Product: MAP7 domain containing 2b
Exons: 17
Coding region: 268-2262 (664 amino acids)
Biological process (GO): microtubule cytoskeleton organization
Cellular component (GO): microtubule cytoskeleton
Source: RefSeq, a predicted model, not a curated record